Tarenaya hassleriana is the source of this 1337-nucleotide messenger RNA. Its product is annotated as coiled-coil domain-containing protein R3HCC1L. NCBI's taxonomy places the organism in Eukaryota, Viridiplantae, Streptophyta, Magnoliopsida, Brassicales, Cleomaceae. The record is from RefSeq and is a predicted model, not a curated record. Bases 56 to 1144 code for a protein of 362 amino acids. The transcript is spliced from 6 exons. Gene Ontology annotation, molecular function: nucleic acid binding.
CAUACGAGGAGAGGAAAAAUAGUUUUGAGGGAAAGCAUCGUCCUUAGACCUAGUAAUGGCGAACAAUCGCGCGAACCGAGAAAAAGAAGAAGUCAAAGCAUCAAUCGAUGAACAGAACUGGAGCGAGCGAGUCGAGGAUCUCGUGUCGGCCGGAGAUAUCGCAUCGGCGAUCUCGUUUCUCGAGUCCCUGGUCGCCGAUCUCCAGUCGCGGCUCGGUUCUUCUUCCGAAAAUUUCCUCCAGUUGGCCUCUGCUCUCUCGGAAUUGGCGGAUCUCUACUCUUCCCAGGGUUUGUCUCUCAAAUCUGAUGAGCUUCGCGUUCGUUCUUCCCUCGUCAAGCAAAGCGCUCUCGCUUGUGAGCCUGUCUCUUCUUCUGGAGAUUCUGGUGCUGUAGUGUCCCAAUCCUCAAGAACCGCUGGUAAUGGUGUUACUGCCCAGUCUUCUUCAGAUGAUGAUUGGGAAGCCAUUGCGGAUAGUGAACCAAGCAAAUUACUCUCCUUGGAAGAAUUGCCUGAUGUAUCAAAGCUUUCAGUCGAAGAACCUAAAGUUCAAGAACCAAAGAGACGAGGAAGGGGAACGUUUACUUAUAAGAGGGACGAAAUGUACAGUGAACGAGAUUACAGCGAAGCAAGGCUUCAAGAUUCAGAAGAUCGUGAUAUCUCUCAUGGUUCAGAAAAGACUUUAGAAUCACUGAAAUCCAAGUAUGGUACACGCCAUGUCCUCGUGCUUUCUGGGUUUUCUCCGAAUUUGAGGACAAUAGAUUUAGAGAAGCUUUUUGUGGAUUUCAAGGAUAGCGGAGUCGUUAUCCGCUGGAUCAACGACACAACAGCCCUUGCAGUCUUCAAAACGCCAUCAACUGCUCAAGAGGCUUGCAACCGUGUUCAAUGUUCAUUCACCGUACGCGUGCUUAACGAUGAUGAUGAUGCACUUUUGGGCUCGAUUUCAGCCAGAGAUUUGGAACCACCGGCUCAAAGGCCGAAGACAUCGGCAAGGACAGCGCAGAGGCUGAUUGCUCACAGCAUGGGGUUGAAGCUUCCAAAUACCGGUUUUGGUUCUAAAGAACUUAGAGAUCAAGAAGCUGCCCGUAGAAAUCGGAUCGUUGCGAGACAGAAACAACGGGACGAUGCUUGGGGAGACGACGACUGACUUAACCGUCCGGUUCAACAAUUUUCGGUUUACGAGGAUACGUAUAUGUUUAUGUUAUAUAACUGGAAAAAAUGCAUGAGAGCUCAUAUGGGCAACAAACAAACACCGGUUGUUUUUUUUUUUAGUUCACAUUCUUUGCAUCCGAAGAUAAGUAUCUAUACGUUUUGUUUUAUUUUGUUUCUUUAAUUACUCA